GUUCACAAUAUCCCCAUCGGCCCAAGUUCGAUACACAUUUCUUGUACAUGUGAAGCUCCAACAAUUGAACUUCUUGAUUUCAUACCUCGACUUGCUCUAGUAUUGUUGAGUAACGAGUCACUUUUACAAAAUCACCUGCAACAGUGCUCCUGUGAAUCAUUUUAUUUCUUUCGCUGAGCAAGUGCGGAUGGUCAGUGUCAAAAUGUGCGUCAAAGGUCUUGUGAUUUUUGCCAUUCUCGUUAUUGUCGUUACAGAAUCCAAGGCGCAGAAACACAAAUGUGAUAUUCCACCAACAGCCCCUAAAAAAAUUGAAGAUGUUAUCAACCAGUGUCAGGAUGAAAUAAAACUAGCUAUUUUAUCUGAGGCCCUGGAAGCGCUUAGUUUGCACGAAAAAAGCAGAUCCAAGCGUGACACGUUUUCCGACGAUGAGAAACGCAUUGCUGGGUGUCUCCUACAGUGCGUCUAUCGCAAAAUGAAAGCGGUCAACGAAAAAGGUUUUCCUACUGUCGAAGGCCUUGUUUCUUUAUACACCGAAGGAGUAAGUCAGAAGGAAUACAUCAUUGCCACGCUACAAUCUGUCAAUGUUUGUUUGGUCAAAGCACAGAAAAAAUUCGUGAAAUCGCCUCAAUCUUUAGAAGAACAAGGAAAAACUUGCGAUAUUGCUUAUGACGUAUUCGAUUGUGUUGCGGAGAAAAUUGGAGAAUAUUGCGGCCAAUCGCCCUGAAGUCAUGGUCAAAAAAUCAGACCAUAAUUGCGACACACACUUGUGAAAACACCACACUAGUCAACGAAAUCUUGCAUCCACUUGUCAUACUUUUCGUUUUUAAUUAUAUUUUUGUACAUAAAACACAGCACUAUUGUGUUAAUAAAUACAACUUUUAACUUA
This is a messenger RNA of Zophobas morio, 886 nucleotides long. RefSeq names its product general odorant-binding protein 70 (gene Obp73a). The record is from RefSeq and is a predicted model, not a curated record. The transcript has 6 exons. Gene Ontology annotation, molecular function: odorant binding. The coding region runs from base 188 to 724 and encodes 178 amino acids. NCBI's taxonomy places the organism in Eukaryota, Metazoa, Arthropoda, Insecta, Coleoptera, Tenebrionidae.